Molecule: messenger RNA, 3153 nt
Organism: Puntigrus tetrazona (Sumatra barb)
Lineage: Eukaryota; Metazoa; Chordata; Actinopteri; Cypriniformes; Cyprinidae
Gene: vit
Product: vitrin
Exons: 23
Coding region: 156-2564 (802 amino acids)
Biological process (GO): positive regulation of cell-substrate adhesion; extracellular matrix organization
Source: RefSeq, a predicted model, not a curated record
CACACACACACGCACACACACACACACACUGACAGGUCGAGCUAAACGCGCGCGUGACUGAAGUUUCAAAGCGUCUCUGCGCGUCAGCCGAGCAGCUCCAAAGGAGGCUUAAGAGAACAUUUGCUCAGAUUUACAGUCCUGCUGUGGAGCUCAAGAUGAGCAAAGCAACUCUCACUGCUCUCUUUAUAGCAUUUUUACUGACGUCCAGUGGAGCAAAGCCAAAUGAAAAGAAUAAAAAGCCAAAACAAGUUGUGCCAGCGAUACAGUGUGAUGUACGGGCUGGGAAGAUCAAUCUCUCAGAGUUUAUUGUUAAGUGUCCAGCUAACUGUACGGAGUCCAAGGAGAAGGUGUAUGGGACAAGUGUGUUUGCCUCCAUAUCCAGUAUCUGCAAUGCUGCCAUUCACAGUGGAGUCAUCACUAACUCUGGAGGAAAAGUAAUUGUGAUGAAGAUGGCAGGACAGGCGACCUACAAGGGUAGCUUUGCCAACGGUGUCCGAUCUCUGUCCUUACCCAACUGGAGAGAAUCCUUUUCUGUCUCAGUGGGUAAACCAAAGAAGGGUGUCAUCUACCCAUCCACUCUAGUCUUUGUACCCUCAAGACCCACAGCAGUAAGAACAGAUGAUGUCAAAAGCCUACUGUACUCUACGGCGCCGCCGGUGACGGAGGCCCUAGAGACGGAGCCCAGCUCCACUGCAGCUCCACCCACAACCACUUACGUGACCACACCCAUCACCACAGCCCCUCCCACCACCACAUCAGCCAAGCCACGGACCACUGUUCAUAAACCCCGCGAGGCAGGCAGCAUUCACCCGUAUUUCAGCUCUGUUGCACGACAGUCCCAGAGCACCCAAGGAAAGGGUCCCAUACAAGCAUUUAGAGGCAGCUCCGUCUAUGCCAAUAGGUUCUCACCCCGCACAAACACAGGUGUGCACAGACUAGAGACGGGCACCACGAUCCGGAGACAGUCACAGUCAGCAGCUUUGAGUCGGGUGCAGCCGCAGUCUGAGAGGAAGCAGCACACGGCGCAGUCUAAUCCUGCACUUGCAAGAAGAGAUUGGCCACACUCUGCGUACGCACGACCUGAUUGGUUCUCUGGCCCCAGAAGACCAACAGAUAGUAGCCACUCUGUGCCAAACACAGGCUAUAAAUGGAGCAGGAUGAGUACUGGUGACCCCGCAGCUGUUGUCCCAAGGCCUGAUAACACAGAAUAUGAGCACUGGCUGUAUAACUUUGGACAGUAUUCUCCGGCGCCAGAAGAAAACAAGCCUCCAUCUGAGACGACCAGCAAUGGAGAGUCACUUGCUGGGUCAAACCCAUUCGAGUCAGGUUUCAGAGCACAAGGACGCAACCCAACUGCCAGAGUUCCUGAACUCAUGUCUCAAGGAGAUCCAAACUGUAAAGUUGAUAUUGCAUUCCUCAUGGAUGGCAGUUGGAGCAUUGGGAAACGUCGUUUUAAGAUUCAGAAAGACUUUCUUGUGGAGGUUUCUCAGGUCAUUAAUGUGGGUGUAGCUGGAUCCAUGAUGGGCAUCAUUCAAUAUGGGGAUGAUCCAGUCACAGAAUUCAGUCUAAAACAGUUCUCCAGCUCCAAGGAUCUGAAGCCGGCCAUCAGCAAAAUAGUCCAGAAGGGUGGUCUGUCCAAUGUAGGAAAGGCCCUCUCCUACAUCAACAAGCAUUUCUUCAGUGAUGCUAAUGGGAACAGAGGUGGGGCGCCCAACGUGGCUGUGGUCCUGGUGGACGGCUGGCCCACUGACAAAGUGGAGGAGGCCUCCCGUCUGGCCAGAGAGUCAGGCAUCAACAUCUUCUUUGUCACCAUAGAAGGCCCAGAUGAGAAUGAAAAACAGAACGUAGUGGAAACCAACUUUGUGGACAAGGCUGUGUGCAGAACCAAUGGCUUCUUCUCGCUUCCCAUCACCAGCUGGUUUGCUCUGCGCAAAGCCGUACAGCCUCUGGUGAAGCACGUGUGUGACACGGAUCGUCUGGUCUGCAGUAAGACCUGCCUUAACGCCAACGACAUCGCCUUCGUCAUCGACGGCUCCAGCAGCGUGGGAACCGGGAACUUCCGCACCGUGCUCCAAUUCGUCGCCAAUGUGACACAGGAAUUUGAGAUCUCAGACACGGAUACUCGUGUAGGAAUCGUGCAGUACACGUACGAACAGAGGCUGGAGUUUGCUUUCGGACAACACAACAACAAACCGGAUCUGCUGAACGCUAUCAAGCGUAUAAACUACUGGAGCGGAGGUACCAGCACCGGAGCCGCCAUCACGUUUGCUGCAGAUCAGCUCUUCAGCAAAUCCAAACCCAACAAGCGCAAGAUCAUGAUUGUCAUCACGGAUGGGCGCUCUUACGAUGACGUGCGGGUCCCGGCGGCGGCGGUACAUCGUAAAGGUGUGAUCGCAUACUCCAUUGGUAUAGCCUGGGCAGCACAGGAAGAGCUGGAAUACAUCGCCACCGACCCCAACAGUGACCACUCCUUCUUCGUGGAUGAGUUUGACAACCUCUACAAGUACGUAUCAAAGAUUAUUCACAACAUCUGCAACGAGUUCAACUCCCAACCGCGUAACUGAGUCAGGCCUCCCGAAGGAGAUCAUGGAAUAUCACCAAAAACCCAAGGAGUAAGUGCAUCACCACACAGUUAGUAAUACAGUGUUAUAAAUGUAGCAUACUGUAAUUAGAAGCCUUACUUUCUGAAUAAAAACCUUAGAGGACAACAGCAUGUCCAGAUUUGAUUUUUUUUUUUGCAAUUUAUAGAAAAUACAGUGUGGAAAUGGUAAAGACAGGAGUGUAUGUGUUCAGUGAUUUUGGAUUAAUGUGUGAUGGACUUCACGGAGUGACAGAUGUUCUGGCGUGGAUCUGCAUAGAUGGUUUUAGUUACAGACUAUUUAUAUUUUACAUGCUGAACAUGAGAAUAUGGAAAAAAUAUAAGUAAUAAUAUCUUUGUUCAUAUGCAAAGCUUUUAGAUUUAAGAUGUUAAUAAGUUACAGAGAAUACAACCACAUUUAAUGAAAAAUGGCAAUAUUUCAAAGGCUCAUGUUGUGUGGUUUCUCCUAACUAUUUUUAUCAAAAUGGAUUCUUUUUCUUGUCAGUUUAAUUUUGUAUUUGUAUAUAUAAAAAUGCUUGUAUUUUUGUCAACUGAUCAAAUAUUUUAAUGCAGUU